CUUUUCUCUCAAGUGCUACACAACUUAUUUUUAACUGCAGGAUACUGUAAUUAUUUGGAUCUUGGUAUGGAAACUGGAUCAAUUCCAGACAGUAAACUAACAGCUUCAUCUGAAAAAAAUGUUAACACAGCAGCCAAGAAUGGUCGACUGAACUCAGGAUCAUCAUGGUGUGCAGGAACAAGUGACAGUAAUCCAUAUCUACAGAUUGAUCUACAAACACUUCAUAUCAUCUGUGCUGUAGCCACUCAAGGGAAUUCUCAAGCAAAUCAGUGGGUGAAGAACUACACUCUACAAUCAUCCAUAGAUAGGUCAAAGUGGACAGAUUACACAGAAAUUGGACAAGUUAAGUCUCUGAAGGGAAAUGAAGACAGAAACUCAGAGAUUAAGCACAUUCUUAAUGCAGGUGUUUUAGCGAGGUAUUUGCGAUUUUUGCCAGGAACUCACCAUGGUGGUGUGUGUUUGAGAGCAGAGGUGUUUGGAGUGAAACAAAAACCAGAGAAUCUUGCUCUUGGAAAGCCCACAAAUCAGUCGUCAACAUACAGUGAUGCUCUGAUCGGUGCUGCUGAGUCAGGAAGAGCAGUGGAUGGAAAUGCUGACACUGAUAUGCUUAACAAACACUGUUCACAUACAAACCAAGACAACCCCAGCUGGUGGCAAGUGGACCUGGCUUUAGGUCAUGCAGCAGUCUAUGAAAUACACAUAGUUAACAGGUUCACAGGUAAUCCAGGAAGAGAUAAUGUAGACUACAAAAUAACAUUUGGUAACUCUACAGAUGUGGCAAGUAACCUUCAGUGCACAGGACGCUAUAGUUUUAUUCAGUUCAGGGCAUCAGCCAUAUGUUUCACUAAUCCACUGACGACUGGUAGAUAUGUUGGUAUUAUGACUACGAAGAGUCAAGGUCUCCAGCUAUGUGAAGUGGAAAUUUAUUCACGAGGUAACUCAACAUAAUACUUUAUUUUUAUGAAUUUACAUGUAACUC
This is a messenger RNA of Orbicella faveolata, 979 nucleotides long. RefSeq lists its product as uncharacterized. Lineage: Eukaryota; Metazoa; Cnidaria; Anthozoa; Scleractinia; Merulinidae. Gene Ontology annotation, molecular function: protein binding. The record is from RefSeq and is a predicted model, not a curated record. Gene Ontology annotation, biological process: cell-cell adhesion.